AUGGGGAGCACCGAGAGCCCCUCUCCCCCUCCACAGGCCUGGACUCAGCCACAGCACCAGGUGUCUGCCAGUGUGGAACGUGGCUUCGUUAAGGCCCCAGACAAGGCAGACGGGAACACCGGAACUCACGGUUCCCACUCCCAAAACCGUCCUCCCAUGCCACCUGCAAAAAGUAAUUUGUUCUUGGUGAGCCUGGCAUUGGCUGACCUGGUGGUGGCCUUGUACCCCUACCCACUAAUCCUCGUGGCCAUCUUCCACGACGGCUGGGCCCUGGGGGAGGUGCACUGCAAGGCCAGUGCCUUUGUGAUGGGCCUGAGCGUCAUCUGCUCCGUCUUCAACAUCACUGCCAUUGCCAUUAACCGCUACUGCUACAUCUGCCGCAGCGGGGCCUACCGCCGGACCUGCCGGCGCUGGCACACCCCACUCUACAUCUGCCUCGUCUGGCUCCUCACCGUGGUGGCCUUGGUGCCCAACUUUUUUGUGGGGUCCCUGGAGUACGACCCACGCAUCUACUCCUGCACGUUUAUCCAGACAGCCAGCGCCCGGUACACGGUGGCAGUGGUGGUCAUCCACUUCCUCCUCCCCAUGGCUGCCGUGUCCUUCUGCUACCUGCGCGUCUGGGUGCUGGUGCUCCGGGCCCGAAGGAAGGCCGGGUCGGGGAGCAGGCUGCGCCCGCGGCCCGGUGACGUCCGGAGCUUCCUCACCAUGUUCGUGGUGUUUGUGAUCUUCGCCAUCUGCUGGGCCCCGCUGAACGGCAUCGGCCUUGCUGUGGCCGUCAGCCCGGAAGAGGUGGCUCCUCAGGUCCCAGAAGGGCUCUUCGUCGCCAGCUACUUCCUGGCUUACUUCAACAGCUGCCUUAACGCCGUCAUCUAUGGGCUCCUGAACCGGAACUUCCGCAGGGAAUACAAGAAGAUUGUCCUAGUCCUCUGGAACCCGUGGUUCUGCUCUCAGGACACUGCCAGGGGCAGCCGCCCGGGGGGGCAGCGGGGCCAAGCUCUGCCUGUCAGUGCCCAGCACCCCUUCCAGGCAGGCGCUGUCUAG
Miniopterus natalensis is the source of this 1041-nucleotide messenger RNA. NCBI's taxonomy places the organism in Eukaryota, Metazoa, Chordata, Mammalia, Chiroptera, Miniopteridae. The record is from RefSeq and is a predicted model, not a curated record.